Messenger RNA from Cynocephalus volans (Philippine flying lemur), 3903 nucleotides. It is a transcript of the gene PMS2, whose product is annotated as PMS1 homolog 2, mismatch repair system component. Gene Ontology annotation, cellular component: MutLalpha complex. Gene Ontology annotation, molecular function: ATP-dependent DNA damage sensor activity; mismatched DNA binding; ATP hydrolysis activity. The transcript is spliced from 15 exons. Lineage: Eukaryota; Metazoa; Chordata; Mammalia; Dermoptera; Cynocephalidae. Gene Ontology annotation, biological process: mismatch repair; somatic hypermutation of immunoglobulin genes. The record is from RefSeq and is a predicted model, not a curated record. The coding region runs from base 52 to 2646 and encodes 864 amino acids.
GCCCGGGCGGGAAUUCUCCCGCAGAGGAGGAGGCGGGUCGGGUUCGCAUCCAUGGAGCUAGAGGCCGGCCCGAGUACAGAACUUGCUAAGGCCAUCAAACCUAUCGAUAGGAAGUCAGUCCAUCAAAUUUGUUCUGGGCAAGUGGUAUUGAGUCUAAGCACUGCUGUGAAGGAGUUGGUAGAAAAUAGUGUGGAUGCCGGUGCCACUAAUAUCGAUCUUAGGCUUAAAGACUAUGGGGUGGAUCUCAUUGAAGUUUCAGACAAUGGAUGCGGGGUAGAAGAAGAAAACUUUGAAGGCUUAACUCUGAAACAUCACACUUCAAAGAUUCAAGAGUUUGCAGACCUAACUCAGGUUGAAACUUUUGGCUUUCGGGGGGAAGCUCUGAGCUCACUUUGUGCGCUGAGUGAUGUAACUAUUUCUACCUGCCACACAUCUGCAAAGGUUGGGACUCGACUGGUGUUUGAUCACAAUGGGAAAAUUGUGCAGAAAACCCCCUACCCACGACCCAGAGGGACAACAGUCAGCGUGCAGCAGUUAUUUUAUACACUACCUGUGCGCCAUAAGGAAUUUCAAAGGAAUAUCAAAAAGGAGUAUGCCAAGAUGGUCCAGGUGUUACAUGCAUACUGUAUCAUUUCAGCAGGCAUCCGUGUAAGCUGCACCAAUCAGCUUGGACAGGGAAAACGACAGCCUGUGGUAUGCACAAGUGGAAGCUCCAGCAUGAAGGAAAAUAUUGGAUCUGUGUUUGGGCAGAAGCAGUUGCAAAGCCUCAUUCCUUUCGUUCAGCAGCCGCCUAGUGACUCUGUCUGUGAAGAGUACUGUCUGAGCUGUUCUGAUGCUCUGCAUAAUCUGUUUUAUGUCUCAGGUUUCAUUUCACACUGUGCUCACGGUGUUGGAAGGAGUUCCACAGACAGACAAUUUUUCUUUAUCAAUCGGCGGCCCUGUGACCUAGCAAAGGUCUCCAGACUUGUGAAUGAGAUCUACCACAUGUAUAAUCGACACCAAUAUCCAUUUGUUGUUCUUAACAUUUCUGUUGAUUCACAAUGUGUUGAUAUCAAUGUUACUCCAGAUAAAAGGCAAAUUUUACUACAAGAGGAGAAGCUUUUGUUGGCAGUUUUAAAGACCUCUUUGAUAGGAAUGUUUGAUAAUGAUGUAAACAAACUUAAUGUCAAUCAGCAGCCAUUGCUAGAUAUGGAAGGUAACUUAAUAAAAAAGCAUGCGGCAGAAAUGGAAAAGCCUCUGCCAGAAGAGCAGGAUAAUUCCUCCUCGUUAAGGACUCAAGGGGAAGAGAAAAGGGUUGUGUCUGUUUCCAGACUGAGAGAGGCCUUUUCUCUUCGUCACACAGCAGAGAACAGGUCUCAGGGCCUGGAGACUCUUAAACGAAGACAGAGUUCUCCACGACAGAAAAGGAGUGUACCGAUUUCUAGUGCUUCAGAUCCCAUCUCUGGCAGAGGCUUGCCAGGCCCUCAGCAAGAGGUGACGAGUCCCGCUAAGAGCCCUGGUGACCAUAAGGUCAGUGUGGACAUGGAGAAGGACUCGGGGCACAGCAGCACUUCAGCUGGCUCUCAGGAAGGGGUCAGAACUCCAGAAGCAGGCAGUCGCUGCAGCAGUGACUGUACAGCCAGCUCCCCAGAAUACAGGUUCUCACAGGAAAAUGUGGACUUUUGUGAGAAACUGCCCGAAACGGACCAUUAUUUUUCAGAUGUGGAAUGCGGUUUAAUCCAAGAAGAUAUUGGCUCUAAAUUUAGAGUUUUGCCUCAGUCGGCUAACCUGUCAUUCUCGAACACAAAGCGUUUUAAAAAAGAAGAAAUUCCUUCAAAUUCUGACGUUCCUCAAAAGUUGGAGAAUACUCAGAACAUGUCUGUGUCCCAGGUUGAUGUAGCUGUUAAAAUUAAUAAGAAAAUAGUGCCCCUUGACUUUUCCAUGAGUUCUUUAGCUCAGCGAAUAAAGCAGUUACAUCACCACAAACAGCAAAGUCGGGGUGAACAGAAUUGUAGGAAAUUUAGGGCAAAGAUUUGCCCUGGAGAAAAUCAAGCAGCAGAAGAUGAACUAAGAAAAGAGAUAAGUAAAACAAUGUUUGCUGAAAUGGAAAUCAUUGGUCAGUUUAACUUGGGAUUUAUAAUAACCAAGCUGAAAGAGGAUAUUUUCAUAGUGGACCAGCACGCUACGGAUGAGAAAUACAACUUUGAGAUGCUACAACAGCACACCAGUCUGCAGGGUCAGAGACUUAUAGCACCUCAGAAUCUGAACUUAACUGCUGUCAGUGAAGCUAUUCUGAUAGAAAAUCUAGAAAUAUUCAGAAAGAAUGGCUUUGAUUUUAUUAUCGAUGAAGGCGCUCCUGUCACUGAAAGGGCUAAAUUGAUUUCCUUGCCAACUAGUAAAAACUGGACCUUUGGACCCCAGGAUAUAGACGAACUGAUAUUUAUGCUAAGUGACAGCCCUGGGGUCAUGUGCCGGCCUUCCCGAGUUAGGCAGAUGUUUGCCUCCCGAGCCUGUCGAAAGUCUGUGAUGAUUGGAACUGCUCUUAACACAAGCGAGAUGAAGAAACUAAUCACCCAUAUGGGGGAGAUGGACCAUCCCUGGAACUGUCCCCAUGGAAGGCCAACCAUGAGACACAUUGCCAAUCUGGAUGUCAUUUCUCAAAACUGACGUUUCUUGCUUUAUAGAAUUAUAGAUUUUAUUGCAGAUUUUUCUGUUUUAAAAGUGUGUUAACUAAUCUUUCGUUUCAAAAUUAACCUGCUACUUAAAAAAAAAAAGUACCAGGUCCAUUUAAAAAUGAUCUUGAGAAACUUUUCAAACAGUAUGGAGCAUUGCUUGCAACAUUGUUCUGCAUUUGGGGGAUGGGGGCAGGCAAGAACAUGUUUUACAAAAUUAAGAAGAGCACUUUGCAAGUUGCCCAGGCCUCUUGCUCUGGCUGGACAUAUUUUAGUCUGCAACUUUCAGCCCUCAAUGAUAAUUAAAUUCAUAGAGGUUUAAUUUAAUAAAUUUAAAAUUGUGAUCCUUUUAGGUUAGUGGUUCUCAACCCUGAUGCACAUUAAAUUUUUAAAAAGGUAUAAUCCAAAAAAAUCCCAAGGGGGAUUCUCCACCCAGCUGGAAGAAAAUGAGUGGAUGGGGCUGGGGUCACUAUUUUUAAAUGGUCCCCCAUGCAGCCAGGGUGGAAAAGCACCGUUUCCUGCAGGGAGAAAGAAAAGAUUGUGAUUAUUCUGUUACUCGGUGCUGUGAUUUGGUUGCCUUGGGGCGUGAACUGCAGGACAUUGUAGUUGCUGGCCCUGAAUGGUACUAGUGAUAGAGGAAUCCCUGUCCCUUGUCGAAGUUUUUCGUGGAAUCUUGUCCUAUUUGAACAAUGCCGGAAAUGUUAGUAAAGAUGCCCUCUGUGGAGUCCAGGUAGUGGCUGGUGCACAGUGAUGAUGAGUGUGGGCCACCCCCUGCUCCCACCCUUCCUUCCCAGGCCACGGGCCUCCUGGGAGCAGGGACUUACAUCCCCCAAUUUAGAAUUACUUAGAUGUAACAAGACAGUAAAGUGCUGGUUAUUGCCACUUAUUGUGUCAAGCACUGUGCUGGUGUGCCUCUGCAGGACCUCAUUUAGUGUUCAUCAGAACUCUGCAGCUUGGGAAUUGUGGUAGGCAGGAUAAUGGCCUUCCAAAGACGGGGUGUCCUAACCUCUGGAACCUGUGAAUAUGUAACCUUAUGUGGCAGAAGCAGCUUUGCAGAUGUGAUUAAGUUGAGGAUCUUGUGAUGGAGUCAUGAUCCUGGAUUGUAGAGGACCUUUCCCAGCUGGCCAUAGAGAGGCAACGAGCCAAGGAAUGCAGGCGGCUUCUAGAAGCUGGAAAGCAGGAAAUGGAUUCUCCCCUGGAGCCUCUAGAAAGAACCAGCCCUGUUGUACUUACUCAGAACUGUAGGAUAAUA